AUGCACAGUUGUCUGACAAAUGAGGAGCCCCUCCGCCACCACUACCCCCAAUCUCCUUACAUAACAGCCAGAGUUUUAGAGAUGUCUGCAGUGGACUUUCCCAGAGAGCAGUUCUGCCUGCACACAAGCGGACACAGCCUUUUCACUGUGUCUGCCUACAUGCGUGUGUCUGAAUGUGUCGGUCUGUCUGCUAAUUGACCUGCUAGUCCUGCUUCAGGGCAUGGCCGUGGACGUCAAUGUGGAGAAACUGCUGAAGGCCGAUGGUCACAGAGCUUUAAAGUGGAAAAUAAGUAUUUGGUCACGGACAAACAAGCAAGAUUUCUGGCUCUCACAGACCUGUAACUUCUUCUUUAAGAGGCUCCUCUGUCCUCCACUCGUUACCUGUAUUAAUGGCACCUGUUUGAACUUGUUAUCAGUAUAAAAGACACCUGUCCACAACCUCAAACAGUCACACUCCAAACUCCACUAUGGCCAAGACCAAAGAGCUGUCAAAGGACACCAGAAACAAAAUUGUAGACCUGCACCAGGCUGGGAAGACUGAAUCUGCAAUAGGUAAGCAGCUUGGUUUGAAGAAAUCAACUGUGGGAGCAAUUAUUAGGAAAUGGAAGACAUACAAGACCACUGAUAAUCUCCCUCGAUCUGGGGCUCCACGCAAGAUCUCACCCCGUGGGGUCAAAAUGAUCACAAGAACGGUGAGCAAAAAUCCCAGAACCACACAGGGGGACCUAGUGAAUGACCUGCAGAGAGCUGGGACCAAAGUAACAAAGCCUACCAUCAGUAGCCGAUGGUCACAGAGCUUUAAAGUAUAGUUCUUCACCAGGUGUGUUGGGAGCCAAGUGUGACAGCUGAGACCUAGGCACCUUUGACCUAUUGCUUGACCCCUGUGGACGUUGACUUUUUUGUGAUCUAGUUUCAAACCGACUCUAAUCCACACCACAAUGAUCUGCUAGGACAACAUCUGUUGGCAAUAUGGCAGACAAAAUGAUACCUCAUGGGUUUUGACAGGGAGUCAGUGCCAACAGUACGGUCUAGGAGUCCACAUUUGUGUAUGUUGAAAGUAACUUGUUUGUGUACGGUAUCAUGCAGUUGUCAUGGAUUGAAGGAGUGUUCAGGGUCUCUCUGUAGAGUUAAGUUGAAGCAGGAAGUCAAUGGAUGCAUGUUUGUAUCAGAGCAUAGGACUUUGGAGCCUUGAGUAGAGAAAUGAGACAGAGCCCUCCAUUCCAUAAGGCCUUUAGUUCUACAGACCUGCAUGGACCGCUCUGUUAAGGCCAAGCUCUCACACACUGUACUGUUGUAACAAAUGCUUUUUUUUAUUGACUCAAAGUAGUACAUCAGAAUUCCAGAUUAGUGAUGUAGUGUAACACUGGCACUGAUUGCUUUCUUAAACAGCCGUGCUGUGUGCAAGUUGAGUCUCCUAAGGAUGUCCAUAAUAUCACCCUUAGGGUUAAUAUUUGAAAUAGUUGUGCUACCCUGUGAUUGUGUGUUCAGUGUACCUGCUCACAUGUCCAGACAGAAGGUAGCUGACCUAGUCUCCGGGGUGUACAGUACACUGACAGAUGGAGCUGCAGGGAGGGAGAGAGCGGGAAAGGGGAAACUACUGAGAUGAAAGAGGGAUAUUAUGGUCAUGGUAUUUUCAAUAUAACAGGGGAAAUCCUGAUCAUGCUUCUACUUCUGUUGUAAUAACACUAACUAGGAAAGUACUGAGGUUUACUCAUAUUUCUAUUCCAGGACAACAGAAAUGCCCCUGAAGAUAAACCUGUCCAGCGCUCCAAAGUAAAUAUACCUCCAUUAUCACUCCAUCCUCCUCCUUUGUCCCUGUUUCAACCCAGCAGGCCAUUAUCUUUUAAUCACUAUCCUUCUCCAUUACUUGUCUGUCGAGCCCAGUGUCUCCCACCCCUACUGACCUUUACUCAGAUGUCAUUUAAACAUCAUACAUAAUGGAACUUCAGUUUAUAUAAGAGUAUAUGUUGUCACAUACUCUCUCAACAGCAACUCAUUUCGAUAGAUUGGUUAUAGAUAACUGAGCAAGUUGAGAUGAUGCAUCAUUUAUCCAUUGAAACACCACAUUUGAAGCCAUAGUAACGGUGUGGUUUUUGUUCAUGUGCGUAGUCCUUCAGCUUCAAGACGCCGAGGGAGGUGUGCUCGUCAUGUGAGAAGACAGUCUACCCCAUGGAGAGAUUGGUGGCUAACAACCUGAUAUUCCACUCUGCCUGUUUCUGCUGCAAACACUGCAACACCAAACUCAGGUGAGACUCACUCACUCACUCCAAACCAAACUGUGUUACUCUUUCUUUAUAUUCUACCCCUCCCUUCCCUCUCCCUGCAGCCUGGGCACAUUUGCUGCCCUCUCGGGUGAUUUCUACUGCAAGCCACACUACCAGCAACUCUUCAAGAGCAAAGGAAACUAUGACGAGGGCUUUGGCCGCAAGCAGCACAAGGAGCUUUGGACCGCCAAGGAGGGAGAGAACAUAACAAAGACUGCGUAGCCACGCCUGCCUGUCUGUGUCCCAUCCAUUCUCCCACGGGAAAGGCUAUACGGACACUCCUGACCUGCAAACCGACAUUUAAUUUCAGAAUUGGUUGAGGUCAGGGUUAGUUUUGGGUAGUUGUUUUGCAGGUCAUCAGUAUCCUUAAUAGUAUCUCCCUUCUCACCCCCAAACCCUCUUCUCCAUCUCCAACACGUCGUAAAGAGCAUGUGUCAUAUGAGGGGUGCACUCAGCGCUCUUGUGUGCUCUCUCUCCACACCAUGGAAGACCCACUAUGACUGGCCAGUCACGCCCCCUGUUGCUUAACAUUUUAUUUAGUGGGGUGUUUAUUCCUUUAAUUUGGUUUUAGUAAAAAUACAGAUUUUUAUGUUUUAUUUCUCUUUGAAAUUGUUUGUUGAUUGUGACCAAACUGCUUCUUCACAAACCAGUGGUACGUUUUUGCUGGCUUUUUGAGGACAACAUUAUUGUUUUCUUGUUUAUUUUUCUGAAAAAUGUGCACCCUUUUGAUGCAACAGGUGUAAGGACCAUAUGCUAAGAUAAACAUAUGGUUAGAGAAGCUAGAGUUCACUGUAAGCUGUAGAGCAUACUCUCAGGUCAAACAUACUGAGCUAGAUUGAUUUAGCAAGUUUGUAUUAUUUUAUGACCUCUUUUAGUUCCAUAUAGUCAAUUAAAUCUAAUACCAAUUUUACAGACCAGUCCUCUGCAGUGCAGUAGCACAGGCAGAGGCCAUUUUGUGAGUUUGUCAGGGUCCACUUAUCUGAGAAACAAACAGGGUACACGGUACUGUAGAACUGUCACACAUUCUCUCUCUUGGUAAAUUCUGUUUUAUUAUUCCAUUUUUCUUUUAUAUAUAUUUUUUGCUCCUAUGAUCUGAAUGGCUGCUAGGUUUCAGUUCUGCAUGUUUGUCCUGUAUGAAUGAGUGUCUUAGCCUUAUUACCUUUGGUAUGUACUGCCCUCCUGUGUUCUGGAUGACUUUUUAAAACUAAUCUGCUUAAUUUACUCUUAAUCUCACUUACCAGUUUUAAAAAGCGCUCUUUGCUCUGUUAUUUGCUGGGUUUGACUGAUGUCAUGCGAUACGUUGCUGUAGCUCAUUGAGGCUUUUUUGUCUUUAUUCUGAAUAUGAGAAGUAUCUCAUAGGUGUCUGUACAUAGCAGUAGCUUGUGCUUAGUGAACAUAUCACACUAUACUAUAUUGUCUUGCACAUAUGACCAUGCAUGUUCACCAGACAAGACAAUGUUAGAUUGACAGGGAACAUAGCCUGACAGGAAACCACACAACUGUCAUGGCAUUAUCCCCUGCAGCUUCCUGUCCAUGCAGAGCUGUCUGUUCAUGUGCUAAAUUGGGCCACAUUGGUGUGAAAAACUAAGGAUGACUUUUGGUGCUUUCAAGACAACCGUGAACUCUGGGGGGGGGGAAACAAAUGUCAAAUCCUGAUGUCUGUGAUCUUCCACUCUGAAAGUUGGCGCUCUAGAAAGAGGCCAGAGUUCC
This is a messenger RNA of Coregonus sp. 'balchen', 3974 nucleotides long. The record is from the annotation of a GenBank genome assembly. Lineage: Eukaryota; Metazoa; Chordata; Actinopteri; Salmoniformes; Salmonidae.